Molecule: messenger RNA, 1088 nt
Organism: Amyelois transitella
Lineage: Eukaryota; Metazoa; Arthropoda; Insecta; Lepidoptera; Pyralidae
Exons: 3
Coding region: 265-582 (105 amino acids)
Source: RefSeq, a predicted model, not a curated record
CAGCGCAUGAUCGGCGCUCCGAAGUCGCCCGGCCGCCAGUACCUCGGCCGCUCUCGACGCACGCACGCGUCUCUGCUAACAAACAUCCCUACAAAGGGCCCUGUGAAAUUAUGACUGACAUCGCCCCUCAGAACCUUACACCCCAACAAAUCUAGUGUAACAACCCCACCCUCACUCUACUAUGCAAAUAGCUGCACGACGUUUUACUAUAUAGAGUUGUGAACACUGAUUUGAUUGUGACCGUUUACACCUGUGGUACUUAAAAUGAUUCAAGACACCGAUGCUUCAGCUCUGGCUGAACGAAUAGCCGCCUUCAAGAGCGAUCCGCAAAAACUACGUGAAGCCACUGAAUUCGUAGACGAACUCAUUCAACAGGCAAAAAAAGAGGCUGAACUUAAACAAAAAGAGAAAGACAGAAGUAAAUUCGAUCCACAAGACCCAGCGGCGGGUAAUCUGAAGAGGCGUCUCGGUCGCGCACGAGGCUUCGUGUUACGCAUGUUCGACGCCCUAUGCAAUUGCACGCAGACUGCCGCCGCAGCUGCACGGACCACUGCUCGCAACAACCCGUUCACUAAGCGCUAACCCGAUCACAUCUCACUUAAACCAAUCGAGAACGAAGACAGUGGUAGUGGUGCCGUGAAAAUAUUCUAAAAAACGCAUAAUUUAUCUAUGAUAUCCUUUAUGUUUUGAAUAAUGUUUGGAAAGCGUAUUAAAAUAUAAAAAUGAAAUUGAAUGCAGUCAUUGUUUACUAUGUUUGAUGGUGUAAAAAAAAUCGGCAUAUUAUUUUAAAGUACAAUUCAUUUUAAAGUACAAUUCAUUUUAAAGUACUUAUUUUUUUAUUCAGGACAUAAAGACAUAUUUUGUACGUAAAAAAUACACACAUUUUUGUAAAAAAUUGAAUGUUGAUUAUCACAAAUCGAAAAGUAUCGAUAUUCAAAGGGAAGCACAGGUAUAAGGUACGGUAUUUAAAUUUUGUUCAAGAGGUCCAUAGAUGUGUCCAUAAAUAUACGACUUAUGAUUUUCUAGUAUUUUGAGGUACUAAUAUUGAAAGCCGAUUACAAAUGCGCAUAAUAAAGAGCAUUUUCUAA